This is a messenger RNA of Oncorhynchus keta (chum salmon), 3656 nucleotides long. RefSeq names its product fms related receptor tyrosine kinase 3 (gene flt3). Gene Ontology annotation, molecular function: transmembrane receptor protein tyrosine kinase activity; ATP binding. Gene Ontology annotation, biological process: multicellular organism development; cell surface receptor protein tyrosine kinase signaling pathway; cytokine-mediated signaling pathway. The transcript is spliced from 24 exons. The coding region runs from base 127 to 3180 and encodes 1017 amino acids. The record is from RefSeq and is a predicted model, not a curated record. Lineage: Eukaryota; Metazoa; Chordata; Actinopteri; Salmoniformes; Salmonidae. Gene Ontology annotation, cellular component: signaling receptor complex.
UCAAGUACCAAAUAAGUCUCUGAAAAAGAACCGCAGAUCAAACGUCACACAUAAAAGAUACCUUCUUGGGGCCUCACUCUCGAGAGCUUCUCAUUGUGAAAAAAAAGAGACACACGUUGAACACCAAUGCCAGUGAAGGGAAAUAGCAGAGUUCUCAUCGCUGCGCUCCUGUUGCUGUUCGCCCGUUGUGAUGGAAACGCGUCGCAGCCUCAGGGAGACUCACCUCGAGCGCACUGUAUCACCAGCCUGGAGGGACAGUUGUGUACUCUGUCUGAAACCCAUCUGAAUGGUUCUGGUCCUACCAGACUAGAGGUCCCUGCUGGACAGAGGCUCCUGAUCACCAUGCAGAGCCUCCCAGGAGACCCUGUCUGCAGCUGGAGCCGUGGAGCUGAUCCAAAAAGAAGGGGCUAUUCCUUGACCAUACUACAGACACAUGUGAGUGAUUCUGGAGAGUACACAUUCAGCUGUGAGAGAGGCGGGAUCAACUCCUCUCUGACCCUCUCUCUACUGGUCGUACCUCUGCUAAGACUUCCCACAAAACCACAGCUGAAAUUUAUCCCUGGGAAAAGAGGCUUCUUACCAGACUAUCAGUGUUCUUCAGAGGGAAACCCUAAGCCCAAGAUCAAAUGGUUCAACAAUCUUGACAAGACUGGAAAAGGUCAUGAUGGGACAGACAUUCCCUCUACGAUCAAAGAGAGGGCUAACAACAAAGAGAAAAGUAAAAAUUACUACAGGACAACAGUUAUGUGCUGUGCUAGCAAUUCUCAGGGAGAGGCGUGUUCUCAACUAUAUGAUUACGAUCUGGACCGUGCCAGUGAUGAGGAUGAUGAGGCUCCAGAGAUCACUGUGAGUCCUGGGCAGUCCCUGCUGCUCAGCUGUCGGCAGAAAGAGAACAGCACCGCACAGUGGCUGCCUGACAACCAAGUCUCCAUAUAUCAACUCACAUAUAAAGAAAUAUAUAUGACCUACCUGUUCAUUGAGUCGGUGACAGUGAACCACAGUGGAAUCUAUACAUGCCGAGGCAACAAGAACAAGGUCAAAUCCACCCAUGUCCAGGUCCUGGAGAAGGGCUUCAUUUCUAUCGACCAGCUGAAUGAGAGCAGUACCAUCUCAGCCCAGGAGAAGCCAGGGUUCUGUCUGCGGGCCCUGGUCUCCUCAUACCCUCUCCUACGCUGCCAUUGGCUGGGCCCGGACAGCAGACAGACCCAGUGCCCUGAGCCCACACGGCUCUGGAAGAGCAGGACUCUGGAGUUGUGUAACACAGAGCCAGGAGAGUAUCAGUUACACCUGGAGGCUGGGGAGGUGAACCUCACAAAGACCCUCUCUCUGUGUGUGGCAGGUACGUCCACCCCCAGUCUCUUACAGAAUGGAGACAAUAUCACCUGUGAGACCAACAGCCCCCUCCCCUUCAACCUCACCUGGAGCUCCUGCUCUUUGACCAAUGACAGCUGUCAGUCAGAGUCUGCAGCCUGGAAGGAGAUCCCUGCCCCACCCCCGAAGCUCUCUGACUCAGACCAGUUCUGUCAUAAGAGGAUCCUCAGUACCCGGGACAGUACGGAGGUGGGGGACUUUGUCAAGUGCUGCAUCACAAACUCUGUCCACUCACAGUCUCACUGCAGUGAGACACUGUUCAACAUACAAUUUAAAUCUGUUCCACCAGCCUCCUCUCAACUCCUCCUGAAAGUGUCCAGUCUGGCCCUGUUCCUGGCUUUGAUGCUGGUCAGCCUGGCGCUGCUCUACUUCAUCAGGAAGAAGAAACCCCAGUACCAGAGUCAGCUGCAGAUGAUCCAGAUGGUUGGGCCUAAUGACAACGACUACAUCUACAUCAACUUCAAAGACUUCCAGUAUGACCAGAAAUGGGAGUUCCCCAGAGAGAACCUGGAGCUGGGGAAGGAGCUGGGCUCUGGGGCCUUUGGCAUGGUGCUUCAAGCUACAGCCUACGGAAUCAGCAAGCCGGGAGUCUCCCUGCAGGUGGCUGUCAAGAUGCUGAAAGAGAAGCAUGAGACAGUAGAGAAGGAGGCCCUGAUGUCAGAGCUGAAGAUGCUGACUCACAUCGGACAGCAUGCCAACAUCGUCAACCUGCUGGGGGCAUGCACUGGCUCAGGGCCCACGUACCUGAUAUUUCAGUACUGCCGUAACGGGGACCUGCUGAACUACCUGAAGAACAACAGAGAGCUCUACCACAAGUCUCUGACCGACGCCUUCACCAGGGACCGCUUCAGUAGACUUUACCACAACCUGCCCAAGAGGAGCUCCAGGUUGGGGUUAAUGGAGUUUCAGAGGCCAGUGGACAGCAUAUACAUCCCCAUGUCCCCCACCACCACUAGAGGGCAAGAGAACAUCGCCCUGAUCAGCCUCAACUCUUCUCCCAUGAACACCUCUGAUGGUCCAGGGAUGUAUGAGGAGUUAAAUGAGCUGCAUGAGGAGGAGGAGGAGGAGGAGGAGGCGCUGACCUACGACGACCUGCUCAGCUUCUCCUAUCAGGUGGCCAAGGGCAUGGACUUCCUGUCCUCCAAACACUGUAUCCAUCGGGACCUUGCUGCCAGGAACGUGUUGGUGACUCAGGGUGGACUAGUAAAGAUCGGGGACUUUGGACUGGCCCGGGACAUCGACAAUGACUCCAACUACGUAGUGAGAGGAAAUGUACGUCUGCCAGUGAAGUGGAUGGCUCCAGAGAGUAUCUUCCAGGGGAUGUACACCAUGCAGAGCGAUGUCUGGGCCUAUGGUAUCCUGCUGUGGGAGGUCUUCUCUCUGGGUGUGACCCCCUACCCAGGGAUAAAGGUGGACAACAACUUCUAUGUGAUGAUAGAGAGAGGUUUUAAGAUGGAGCAGCCAUACUACGCCAGUGAAUCUGUGUAUUUGAUCAUGUGUAUGUGCUGGGCCUUGGAGCCUCGGGACCGUCCUCACUUCUCCAAGCUGGUGGCCUUCAUGGACGACCAACUGGCCGACAUGGAGGAGAAGCUCUACCAUAACAUCCUGGACAAGAGCUGCAGUCAUGUGUUAUACCAGAAUGCACCGGUGAAAUCUGAUCUCUCAGCCUUGGCCAAAGAAAAGGGUCAUGAAGCACAGUCACAGAACCAAUACUGCAAGACCCACUCCACUGGAGAGGCCCCAACAACACUGUCUGACAGGGUUGCCAUGGAGACUGAUGAUGACAAUCCUCUGAAACCAUGUCAGUGAGAGCAGUGGCCUGUCUUUCUAAUUCUUCUGUGCCAUAAGGAUUUCUCCUAUUAUAUCCUGGUAGUGUAUAUUUGUAUAAUGCUGUGGAUUUCAAAUGCACUGAUGACUUGCUUUUUCCAAAUAUGUUUAACAAUGAAUAUGUCAAUUAAAACUGUUUUUGUAUCAAAGGCUAGUAGCUCCGUCACUGUAGGAAUUGAUAAAGUCAUAUUUAACAUUGUAACAUAGUAAUGGAUGUCAAAAUUAACACAACCUGUUUUUGUGAAAAUAUUAUACACUGUGUGCAACUAAUUCAAUAUUAAUCAUGUUAUUACUGAGAAGAGAUAUUUCAAUCAUUUUGACAGCUGGAUCAUUCUGUCUUUUCUUUCCUAUGUGAAGUUAUUUAAAAAAUAAUAAUAACAAUGAUUUAGUUUUCGGUAUGUUUGUCCAUCUGAGUUCUGGAAAUUAUUCAAAUAUUUGAAAUAAAGUAUUUGAAAUGA